CAAGAGUAAAUAUUUGUAGUUUCAGGUUCAUAUGCUGUCUCAAAUCCAUGAUUCAUCAUUCCAACUAACCAAAAUCUGCUCAUACCCAAAAUCCACGCUGAACUUGUAUAGUACAUUGACGGCCAAUUGAAGCAUUCCCUGACCUUCAGUCCUUAUCACGAUUCUUGAGUUCGACUACACACGCUUAAACUAACAGCAUUCGGUAUUUCCUAGAUAUUCGAAACUGCAUCAAGUGCUGCAGUACCUAGUCUGCAGCUUCAUCGACUCCUACCCAGUUUAACACUCCACUAUCACGCAAACAAACAUAACCAUGUCCAAACCCUGGAUCUUUAUCUCUCCAUCUAGCAGAGGCAUAGGCCAUGCCCUAACGCGGCACCUCCUCCGCACAACCACCCUCCCCAUCCUAGCAACCAGCCGCUCCGACCCCUCUAGCACCAAGUUUUCCCUCCUUCAAGACUCAUCAUCGGCCCAAGAUUACUCAUCCCGUCUCACAGUCCUCCAAGUUGACGUAACGGACGAGUCCACCAUCACCACCGCCUCAUCCAAAGCAGCUGAGCUAUUUCCGCAGAAAACGCACCACUUGCACCUGGGCUUCGCCAUACCGGGCAUCCUGCACCCGGAAAAAAGUCCCGCGCAGGUGGAGUGGGACAAUGCCCUCGAGACGAUGAAGGUCAAUGUUUUGGGGCCUAUGAUGCUGAUGAAACAUUUCGGGGAAUUUCUGCCGCGGAAGAGCACUUCUCUUUCCUUACCCAAUCAAGCUCCGAACCCCAACGACGGCGAAGAAGACGCACUCAACCUCCCCAAUAACGCAGUAUGGACCAACCUCUCCGCCCGGGUCGGCUCCAUCGGCGACAAUAGACUAGGCGGGUGGUACAGCUACCGGGCGUCCAAAUCGGCCGUCAACUCGCUGACUAAGACAUUUGAUCUUUACUUAAGGAACCGCAGUGGGGGAAACGCGGUCGCGGUCGCGUAUCACCCUGGCACGGUGAAGACGGAGCUUAGUAAGGAGUUUUGGGGGAGUGUUACGGAGGGGCAGCUGUUCAGUCCGGAGUUUGCGGCAGAGAGGUUGGCGAAGGUGGUGUGUAGUCGGGGGGAUGGGGAGAGGGGGAGGAUAUGGGAUUGGAGGGGAGAGGAGGUUUCACCCUAGGGCAGUAACGUAGAGGGAGGAUUGUGGGCAAAUCGCAGCCCACCGUUCAUUGUUGUUCUUAUGACUAUCGUUACUUGCCGUAAGCUCUGGCUAAUCUACAGUGGCUACACUGGGUGGUCCGUGCGGGGCCGAACACUGCCAUUUCUGCCCACAAGGAUGGAUCUUGGAUCUUGGUCAUGACGGGCGUGGGAAACAGUAGUCGGUGGAGUUGAAGUCUGCUUGGGUUCAGCUUGUUAGGAGCUAACGAUAGUGGUGUUUUGUGCCAUCUGACUGAAUCAGCAGGUUAUACUGCCGUACAAUACACUAGGUUAUGAC
Pseudomassariella vexata is the source of this 1462-nucleotide messenger RNA. RefSeq names its product oxidoreductase. The coding region runs from base 311 to 1147 and encodes 278 amino acids. NCBI's taxonomy places the organism in Eukaryota, Fungi, Ascomycota, Sordariomycetes, Amphisphaeriales, Pseudomassariaceae. The transcript has a single exon. The record is from RefSeq and is a predicted model, not a curated record.